Messenger RNA from Poecile atricapillus (Black-capped chickadee), 2679 nucleotides. It is a transcript of the gene BTG2, whose product is annotated as BTG anti-proliferation factor 2. Lineage: Eukaryota; Metazoa; Chordata; Aves; Passeriformes; Paridae. Gene Ontology annotation, cellular component: cytoplasm; nucleus. Bases 79 to 576 code for a protein of 165 amino acids. The transcript has 2 exons. The record is from RefSeq and is a predicted model, not a curated record. Gene Ontology annotation, biological process: negative regulation of mitotic cell cycle; negative regulation of cell population proliferation.
CGUGCGCGCAGGCGGGGGCGCAGAGCGAGCGCCGCGGAGCCGCCGAGAGGUCGCGGGUGUCCCCCCGUCCCCGCCGGGAUGAGCCACCGCCACAGCCACCGCCGCGGCCCCCGGGCCGACAUGGUGCCCGAGAUCGCCGCCGCCGUGGGCUUCGUGUCCGGCCUGCUGCGGACGCGGGGCUGCGUCAGCGAGCAGCAGCUACAGGUCUUCAGCGGGGCGCUGCGGGAGGCGCUCACAGAGCACUACAAACACCACUGGUUCCCCGAAAAACCCUUCAAAGGCUCCGGCUACCGCUGCAUCCGCAUCAACCACAGGAUGGACCCCAUCAUCAGCAAGGCAGCGAGGCAGAUCGGACUGAGCCUCCCCCAGCUCUACCAGCUCCUGCCCAGCGAGCUGACGCUCUGGGUGGAUCCCUACGAGGUCUCCUAUCGCAUCGGAGAGGACGGAUCCAUCUGCGUUUUGUACGAGGCCACCAAACCCCCCAGCUCCUACGGAGGGAUGCUCACCUGCAAGAACCAGAUGAUGCUGGGCCGUGCCAGCCCUUCCAAAAAUUACAUCAUGACUGUCUCCAGCUAAAAAAACAAAAAAAAAACCAAACAAAACCCCAAAAAAACACGACAAAACAAAAAAAAAAAAAAUCUCCUCCUUGUCCUUACACUGCCAAGACACAGGCUACUGUAAUACCUCAAGCUGAGGAUCUAUUUUUAAGAUGAAGAGCUAUUUAUAUUUUUUAAAAAAAACCCUCCAGAAAAUCCAAAAUUAAAAUAUCGGGUGUCGCUCUGAGCCGAGGCGGCGCCCCAGGUGCCUUUUCUAAAGCUGUUGCAAGCUUGUGAGUUUUCUUUUUUUUUUAAUAAUAAUUAUUAUUAUUAUUAUUGUGAAGCUGAGAUCUACCUAAUGAAGUGUUGGAUGGCAGUUUUGGGGAUGGCUUUGCUCACCUUGGAGCAUCUCGGAGUGGGGGAUGAGGGGGUGAAGCCAGGCUGGGAAGUGGCUGAGAUGUCACCUCGUCCCCACCCUGCUUUCCAGGGCUGUUCCUGCAUCUCCAGUGGUGCUGGAGCUGCUGGCCUGACCUCUCUGUGCUGGGAUUUGGUGUCACCUCGGGGCUGGCUGAGCUUGGGGACACCAGGGUGCCCCUCCUGGGUGUGCUCUGCCCCUCUCCCACCCCCUGGAUGGGCUCACUGGGGUGUGGAGCUCGGCAGAGAUGCCCUGGUGGUGUCCCCAGGGUGGCUCGUGGUGGCACUGAGGGGACAUUGCUGCUCCGAGGGGCUCAGCCCUGGUGACCUCUCCGUGUCCCCAGGGCUGCCUCGUGUCCCCUGUCCCUUGUCCUGCCGAGCUCGGUGUCUGACACCCCCUUUUUGCUGCCUUUUCUCCUCAAACCUGGAGUUUUUGGGGGGCUCUCCCCGCUCUCUGUGGGAUGUUUUGGGGUCCUGAUGUUGCUUUUUGAAGCCCCAGCACUUCCCCUGCCCCCUUGGGAAAGGGAUUUGGGUCCCAUCUCUUUGGGACAGAGCUUUUGGUGCAGUUUAAUUCCUGCUCCUGUGCUCUGCCCCUUUCCUGUGUGCUCCCAGCAUUCAGAAAGGCUCUGCCCAGCUGUUUUUUUGGGGAUUUGGCCUUUAAACCCCGAAUUUAGAGGGGCUAAAGGCCCUGAACUCCACCAGCCUGCUGGGAAGGAGCCUUUCCUGGGAUAUCCCACAUCCACUGCCUCUUUCCCACCCCCUGCUGCUCCCCAGGGAUCCUGGGGGAGGAUUGGGGCGUGGAUGUGCUCGGUUGUAGCAAAACUUCCUGGAUUUUCCUCUCAGCUGAAACUUCCCCUUUUCCUGACGUGGCAAAGGCAGAGUUGUUCAAGUUCUCAGACAUUUGUGCAAUAUAUUUCCAAAUCCUGGGUGCUGUGGGAGAGGAAGGAAGCUCCCAGCUUUAAUACAUUAAAUAAUCCAGCCCAGCAACCCAGCCUUGACUUGGAAAAUUCAGAUUUUUUUAUUUUUUUUUUGCAAGCUCCAUCAAGUCCAGAACUGGAAAAUCAGCCUCGAUCCUCAAAUCCUUUAUUCUUUUUUAAGUGUCAGGUCGCUGUUUGUGCCUGAGGAGAUCAGAGCAGAGUCUGGGCUUGCAUCACUUCCCUUUUCACUCGAAUUUCUCACGUCAGCAAAGCGGAACUGAAGCACUGGGGGGGCUUUUCUUGUGCAAUAGGUGACCUCACCCACAGGGGAGUGCCUGGCAACGACCAAAAAAAAGCAAAUUUCCUUUUCCAGGAAAAGUCAUCUCUGCUUUUUUUGUUGGGAUUCCUCACUUGAAGCUGCCUGAUGUGGAGAGCCCACCCUGGGAGCUGCCCCAGGAGGAGCAGAAUUCGGGCAGGAUCAAAGCAGCCUCCAAGUUUUAUUCUUUUAUUCCCUCCUUCUCCCCAGAGGAAUUUUCCAGGAGUUUCCCACCAAAGGAACACCCCAGAACCAAAACAGCCUCGCUCUCCUCACCCCGGGGGUGGAGGAGCCUCGUCUCCAAGGUGUCUUUUUUAUUUUGUUUUGUUUUUUAAAGCCUCAAAACCAACCAAAUUUGGGUAGAAUCCACUUCUCUCUCGUAGCUGGUGACACAAAAGCUGUGAAUUCCCGUGCUCUUGCUGCCUUUUGCCUCCAAGCCUGAUGUGAUGUGGAUUUUGAGACAGUGUCUUUGAGGGGGUUUCUGUCAUUAUUAAUA